Messenger RNA from Micropterus salmoides (largemouth bass), 2897 nucleotides. RefSeq names its product EGF domain-specific O-linked N-acetylglucosamine (GlcNAc) transferase (gene eogt). Gene Ontology annotation, molecular function: protein N-acetylglucosaminyltransferase activity. The record is from RefSeq and is a predicted model, not a curated record. NCBI's taxonomy places the organism in Eukaryota, Metazoa, Chordata, Actinopteri, Centrarchiformes, Centrarchidae. Gene Ontology annotation, cellular component: endoplasmic reticulum lumen.
UAUUACAUGCCGGUCUAUCAGGUUUCCGGUGUUAUGGCGACCACCGCCAACAUCAUCUUCGCUUCGGUCUGGAGGAUAGCAGGCUGUGCGUUCAGGGUGCUGUGAAGAGCGGCGGCUAUCUCACAUGUCUGUGUAAUUCUGACUAUGCUGCUCUUGGUAGCACUGGGCACCGUUUUUUCUUUCACUGUGGUCACCACUGAGAAGGCUGAGAACACCAACCACAAACCACCAGCACCGCUGCUCAACUACAGCAGGAUCUCCCUGCCGCCAGAGCACGUACCCUACUUCCUCUUCAACAACAAGAGGGUGGCCAAGCAAUGCCGCCUGGACCCACUCUGCCCCUUUAAAGAUGUGCUGCAGGAUCUGUCUGCCUGUUGGGGUUAUGAGAAGAACUGUGAUCCAGGGAAGCGCUUUAGUUAUCCAGUCUGUACCAAAGCAGACUCUGGAUGGGCCCGUUCACUGGAGGCAGCCCAGGAGCUUUUCUGGAAGCAGGCUGAUUUUGGCUACGUCAAAGAACGCCUCUCUGAGUUCAACACACUCUGCAAGGCCAGCAAGCCAGGGGACUCAUCAUUAAGAUGUAGCAGCCACACACGAUUCUGUAAGGCAACUAAUCUUUACCUGGACUUGCGUAAGCCGCGCAGAAGUCAUGAGAGAUACAAGGAGGACUUCAUUCAGAGUGGUGAGAUUGGUGGUCGGUGCAGACUGAACAAGCGAGCGCUCACUGCUGAGGGAGAGCACAAGAGCCCCUUACAAUCUUGGUAUGCUGAGCUGCAGACAUACACUGAGCUGGACUUUCAUCCCACUGAGGACGCACACUGUGACAUCAUCAUUGAAAAACCCACUGUUUUCAUGAAACUGGAUGCUGGAGUGAACAUGUACCACCAUUUCUGUGACUUUGUCAACCUCUACAUCUCCCAGCACAUUAACAACUCCUUCAGCUCAGAUAUUAACAUCAUCAUGUGGGACACGAGUUUUUAUGGUUAUGGAGAUCUGUUCAGUGAAACAUGGAGGGUUUUCUCAGACUACGACAUCAUACACCUGAAGACCUAUGACUCAAAAAGAGAGGGGCGUGUUCGUGUCACCCUGCUGGCACGCAGCACAGAAUACAGACGGAUUUUAAACCAAGUGGAGCUGGUAAAUGCCCUCAAGACUGUGCCUUUACUGGAGGUCAAUGUGGUGGACUACAAAUACAAGGAUGUUCCCUUUCUGGUGCAGUUGAGGAUCACCCACAACUCUGACAUCUUCAUAGGGAUGCACGGGGCGGGUCUCACACAUCUCCUUUUCCUCCCUGACUGGGCUGUCAUCUUUGAGCUAUAUAAUUGUCAGGAUGAGAGUUGCUAUCGAGAUUUGGCUCGGCUGCGGGGCAUUCGAUACGUGACUUGGCAGAAAAUGGACAAAGUGCUCCCACAGGACAAGGGUCACCAUCCCACCCUCGGGGACCACCCGAAGUUUACCAACUACUCCUUUGAUGUGGGGGAGUUCAUGCGCCUUGUGCUGGAAGCAGCUCAUUACGUCAUGCUCCAUCCCAAAUGGCAGCGUCGUACCCCUCAUGAUGAACUUUAGUCUGCUGAGGAACUUUUAAUAUGAACCUGCCGUUUGUUGUGAUCUAAAGACCACUUCACAGUCAUUUUUAAAGUUACCUCAUCCACCAGUGGAUAUCAGUGGUCUGGGAGAGUAUUUGUCACCCCCUGUCCGCUGCUUUGAUGGGCCUGGAUGAGUCAAAGCUGGAUGGCGGACAACUGGGUGUGGAAUAGCUUUGACAAGGUCUAUUAGUUUCAAAUCAGUUAAAGGAUGAGGCGUGUGCAGUCCAAGCAUCUGGAAAGCGAUAAGAUGUGUCCUAUGUUUCUUCAUUAUCUCCGCUGCAUCUACUUUAUUCCACACCGACAAAGUUAGCUAAUGAGCAGCUGUUAUGGCAUCCCUUCACAUGCGACAUCUUGUCACAUUUGAUCAGAGUCACCUUGAUGCGAUCCUCUUCAGAGCUGUUGACAAUCACACCAGAGUUUCUGAGCACACCCAGCAUACACAAAUGUAAUAUGUUGCACACUAUUCACAUGCUGGAUUCCCGCAUAUAGUUACAGACUUUUUGUGCAGUUAGUUUGACAAAUGAAUUUUCAUGGUUUUAAGGUGUGCUCAUCACAAACACUAACAUCUCUAAAAAUAAGAGACAAAAGUGAAGACACUCCUACUCCUAAGAGGGAUUUUAUUUAUACCAGUAUUAAUUAGCAUUCUUAGAUGUGCAGCACUACUUUUUUAAACACUUUAAUAGUAACUACUCUGAACCAUACAUUGAAGUAUUUGUUAAUAAAAUUCAACACUCCAUUCAGUUGUUUCAUGCAAUAUAAUGAAAAUAAUGUUAGUUUUGUCAGCUAAAUAUCAAAAUAUCUGGCAGGCUUUUAAAUCUAACUUUUAUUUUUGCCUCUUUUUGAUGUAUCUAUCUUUUACUUGGUAACAUUUAUUAUUUAAACAAAUGUAUAUCUUGUUGGUUUGAUGGAAAAUGUCACUGAUAUUUGAUACUGAUGUCUAUUUUUUUUAUUGUCAAUUCCUUUGCAUUUUACCAAAGGAAAUGCAUUGUCAGUAUGGUGAAAUGAUAAGGGUGCUGCUGUUGUCUGUUACCUUUCCUAAAGGUUUGAUGUUUUACAGUAAACUAGUCUGAAGUGGAAUAAGCACAAUUUGCAUGCAGUCUGAUGCAAUGCACAUGUGUAUUUUGAGCGAUCAGAAGAUAAUUUUUUAUGUAUCUUGGCCUCUCUGUGAGCUUGAUCUUUUAUUUAUUGAUGAAACCAUGUUGAACUCAGACCUCAGUCAGACCUUUCUGGUCAGGGCUUUGCUUGACUUGAAGGCAAUUUCAUAAUCAAAAGCUGUGUAAUAUUUUGAAAUAAAUAAUUCUAAGAAACGCUGAA